This is a messenger RNA of Ornithodoros turicata, 922 nucleotides long. RefSeq lists its product as uncharacterized. The transcript has 5 exons. Lineage: Eukaryota; Metazoa; Arthropoda; Arachnida; Ixodida; Argasidae. The record is from RefSeq and is a predicted model, not a curated record. The coding region runs from base 363 to 899 and encodes 178 amino acids.
UACAUGGAGGCUCACCGCCACCUUGCAAAUCCCGCAGACGAAAUGUCCGGGAACCCACGAGGUGGAGGGACUCUCGACGCACAGUGGAACGUGCUUACGGAAGUCCUAAAUAGAGGCCAAGUGUACCAACGAACGGCACAGCAGUGGAAGACUGUGUGGCGCAACAAGCGCCAAACCAUUAAAAAAAGUACUCGACGUGGAAGGCUGCCUGUGCUCGCACAGGUAAUAGAAAGACUUUCGAGGAUGCCGUGGGGGAAUUUUCCGAAUUGGACGCCCGGGUGCUGCAGCUCUUGGGAUCCUGCCGAGUCGACCAUUUUGCCACCUCGACUCGAGUUUAUUCGAGCGUUGUUGGCCCGCGUUACAUGGACAGCACCGACACGCAGGCCACAACAUCUGCUGCAUCGCUCGAAACAGAGGAGGGCGAAAUGGAAGAGGAGGCAGGAAGCACGGGGGUGACAGGGGUCGAAGACUCGGAUAGUGAUUGGUUUCACUCCGCGGAAGAGCCUCCUCGACAUGUUCCAACGGCAACAUCAAGUCCGCCACGGCCACGGACGCGUCGGGAGGUCAUGGAGAGCCGCGUGGAUGAAUUGAUGGCGGGGUCCGCGGAACACUGGCGUGUCAUGCGAGAGCUCACCCAGCAAGUGGGUAGGUUGGCACUGGGCCAGGAAACCAUGGAGGAAACCCUGGCUGGCGCCAUGAACAACUUGGCGCAGGGCCAGGAAACCCUGGCUGGCGCCAUGAACAACUUGGAGCAGGGUCAGGAAACCCUUAUUGCCGCCGUCAACAACUUGGCGCGCCAACAAGAGACCUGCCACAAUGAGAUUCUCUCCCUGUUCCGUAUGGCCCUCGCUGUGCUUGCCCGCGCAGCUCCUCCUCCCUGGCUGCCCUCGCACGAAUAACUGCGAGGCAGCAGGCCCUUACG